Molecule: messenger RNA, 1170 nt
Organism: Gymnodraco acuticeps
Lineage: Eukaryota; Metazoa; Chordata; Actinopteri; Perciformes; Bathydraconidae
Product: zinc finger protein 813-like
Exons: 3
Coding region: 100-1092 (330 amino acids)
Biological process (GO): central nervous system development; regulation of transcription by RNA polymerase II
Cellular component (GO): nucleus
Molecular function (GO): RNA polymerase II cis-regulatory region sequence-specific DNA binding; DNA-binding transcription factor activity, RNA polymerase II-specific
Source: RefSeq, a predicted model, not a curated record
GACGGACUUCCGGUGUUUCCCUCAGAAACAAUCUGGAAGGAAACCAAAUAACUCGUGUCCUCAUUGCUCCUGUCUGACCUGCUCAUUACAGGACAGCUGAUGAGCAGCAUGGAGGAGAAGAAAGAGACCCCUGGAGCUCAGAAACCGAAAGGAAGAGAGAGACGUCACAGCUGUCAGCAAUGUGACAAAUCCUUUACAGCAUCUGGAAAUUUAAAGCGCCACCUGCAUAUUCACAUGGGAGAAAAACCGUACAGCUGUGAAGAGUGUGGGACAACUUUCACUCAAUCAGGUGAUCUCAAAAGACAUCAACGUAUUCAUACUGGAGAAAACCCGUACAGCUGUGAAGAGUGUGGGACAACUUUCAGUACAUCAGGUGCUCUCAAAUCACAUCAACGUAUUCAUACUGGAGAAAAACCUUACAGCUGUGAAGAGUGUGGGACAACUUUCACUCAAUCAGGUGCUCUCAAAAGACAUCAACGUAUUCACACAGGAGAAAAACCUUACAGCUGUGAAGAGUGUGGGAAAACUUUCACUAGAUCAAGUGCUCUAGAAUCACAUCACCGUAUUCAUACUGGAGAAAAACCGUACUGGUGUGAAGAGUGUGGGAAAACGUUCACUAGAUCAGAUGCUCUAGAAUCACAUCACCGUAUUCAUACUGGAGAAAAACCUUACAGCUGUGAAGAGUGUGGGAAAACGUUCGCUUCAUCAAGUGGUCUAGCAUCACAUCACCAUAUUCACACUGGAGAAAAACCGUACUGGUGUGAAGAGUGUGGGACAACUUUCGCUUCAUCAAGUGCUCUAGCAUCACAUCACCGUAUUCACACUGGAGAAAAACCGUACUGGUGUGAAGAGUGUGGGAAAACGUUCACUACAUCAAGUCAUCUCAAAAUACAUCACCGUAUUCACACUGGAGAAAAACCGUACUGGUGUGAAGAGUGUGGGACAACUUUCACUUCAUCAAGUCAUCUCAAAUCACAUCACCGUAUUCACACUGGAGAAAAACCGUACUGGUGUGAAGAGUGUGGGAAAACGUUCACUAAAUCAAGUGAUCUCAAAUCACAUCUUCGUGUUCACACAGGAGAAAAACCAUAGUGGGUUUAAGAGUGUAGGAUACGCAAUUAAGCAUAUUUGGUUUUUUCACAGUUUACAAUAAACAAUUCCCAUCUAUUG